UGGAAAGUGUCGAGAGGGUCUUCUGUACGUGGCAGCCACUAAAAAAUCACUGCAAGACCAUCUGAAACAUAGCGGACGGGUGUUAUUAAACUCCUGUAGUCGAGCUCUAACCUCACAUGGUACUUACAAACCAAACGACACGAUAAAUAAUACGUUUCAGCCGUUUUUACAUUAAGGUUUUUCUCGACCAUGGCAGCAUUUCUGGUGUUUCUGCUGUCGACUCUGUGCUUCUCUUCUCCCACGCGAGCAGAAAUCUUCACCUCGAUCGGCCAAAUGACCAACCUGAUAUUCACCGAGCGGGAACUGGUCCAGUCCCUAAAAGAAUACAUUCAAGCAGAAGAGCUGAAGCUUGAAACUGUCAGAAGCUGGGCUAAUAAACUGGAUAAGUUGACGCGUACAUCCACAUCAGAUCCUGAAGGCUUCCUGGCUCACCCGGUGAACGCUUAUAAACUGAUGAAGAGACUCAACACAGAGUGGUCCGAGUUAGAGAGCCUGGUGCUUCAGGACCCUUCUGAUGGCUUCAUCUCCAACAUGUCGGUGCACAGACAGUAUUUCCCAGAUGAAGAGGAUGAGAAGGGAGCAGCCAAAGCUCUGCUGCGUCUGCAGGACACCUACAAACUGGACGCAGAGAGUUUCUCCAAAGGAAAACUGCCAGGAGUGCGUUACAAUGCUCUGCUGACGGUGGACGACUGCUUCGACAUGGGGAAAAUGGCCUACAACGACAAUGAUUACUAUCACUCAGUGCUGUGGAUGCAGCAGGCGCUCAGACAGAUGGACUCCGGAGAAGAGGCCAAAACACCGAAAGCGGAUGUGCUGGAUUAUCUCAGUUACUCCGUCUAUCAGAUGGGGGAUCUGCCACGAGCCAUCGAGCUCACCAGACGCCUGCUGGCCAUCGAGCCGAGCCACCAGAGGGCAGGAGGGAACCUGCGCUACUUUGAGCGUCUGCUGUCUAAAGAGCUGCAAGACUCAGGACAGACCCAGCCGGAACCUGCAGACGAGAGACCCAUUCAGCUGGACACAUACCAGCGGCCCAAAGACUACCUGCCUGAGAGAGAGGCUUACGAGGCCCUGUGCCGAGGGGAGGGCGUCAAAAUGACUCCAAAAAGGCAGAGCCGGCUGUUCUGCCGCUAUCGAGACGGAAACCGAAAUCCCCGUCUGCUGCUGAAACCCAUGAAGGAGGAGGAUGAGUGGGACAGUCCUCACAUCGUGCGCUUUCUGGAGGCUCUUUCUGAUGAGGAGAUCCUGAAGAUCAAGGAGAUCGCCACACCCAAGCUUGCGAGAGCCACAGUGAGAGAUCCCAAAACAGGAGUUCUGACCGUCGCACAUUAUAGAGUCUCCAAAAGUGCGUGGCUGGAAGGAGAAGAUGACCCAGUGAUCGCACGGGUCAAUCAGAGAAUAGAGGACAUCACUGGGUUAACUGUGGAUACUGCUGAACUACUACAGGUUGCGAACUAUGGCGUCGGGGGUCAAUAUGAACCACAUUUUGAUUUCUCCAGGCGUCCUUUUGACAGUAACCUCAAGGUUGACGGAAAUAGACUUGCCACCUAUCUGAACUAUAAAGAUGAACCUGAUGCUUUCAAAUCAUUAGGCACUGGAAAUCGUGUGGCUACUUUUUUAAAUUAUAUGAGUGAUGUUGAAGCCGGCGGAGCGACUGUUUUCCCUGACUUUGGUGCUGCUGUGUGGCCCAGAAAGGGAACAGCAGUGUUCUGGUACAAUCUGUUCAGGAGUGGAGAAGGAGACUACAGGACGAGACAUGCAGCCUGUCCUGUACUAGUAGGCAGCAAAUGGGUUUCAAACAAGUGGAUCCACGAGCGGGGGCAGGAGUUCAGACGGCCGUGUGGCCUGACGGAAGUGGACUGAUCAGGGAUGAUGAACGCAGUAUAUUACCCACAGUGCCUUGACUCUGCGCACACACACAGAGACAAUCACACAAUCCACGUUCAUCCAUAUGUGGCAUCCGUAAGGCAUUAAGGCUUUAUUUUGUGUGUUUGCAUUCACCAGUCAGGUUAACCUGAGGAGUCGUGUCAUUGUUUUAUGUAAUGCUUAAAUUAUUGUCCUGUUCUAGUGUUUAUUUUAUAUUCAUGUAUGAUUUGCAAUAAAAAUAUAGGAAAUUA
Molecule: messenger RNA, 2114 nt
Organism: Danio aesculapii
Lineage: Eukaryota; Metazoa; Chordata; Actinopteri; Cypriniformes; Danionidae
Gene: p4ha2
Product: procollagen-proline, 2-oxoglutarate 4-dioxygenase (proline 4-hydroxylase), alpha polypeptide 2
Exons: 16
Coding region: 190-1860 (556 amino acids)
Biological process (GO): peptidyl-proline hydroxylation to 4-hydroxy-L-proline
Cellular component (GO): endoplasmic reticulum
Molecular function (GO): L-ascorbic acid binding; procollagen-proline 4-dioxygenase activity; iron ion binding
Source: RefSeq, a predicted model, not a curated record